AACAUACAACUGUAUCUGUACGAGACGCAAGCGGAUACAAGUCUGAAUUUCUGCAAAUGUAUUAAUGCUUGAAAAAGAUGGAGGUGUACUGAAAAAAUGUAUCAUCUGUUUUCAUUAUCCAGCGUCUUCUGCUCGAAGUAAACUUAUCCCAAGAAAUGGAUCACCAUCAUCAACUUUCUGGAUCCAGUGAUGACAGCGAUGCUUUAGAUAAGAGUAUUGGUCUUCCUCCUUACUUUAACUCUGCAGGUGCUGGGAGUAAACCAGAGGAGAUAAUACAGCGGAAACUUCAAACUUUUGAUACAUUCAAAAGAACCAUUGAGGAACUACAGUCAGAAUAUAAGAGAAAUCUCCCCACAUUCAGUGAUCAAAUGAAGAAACUGGAGGACUUCACUGAUGAGAUUGAAUCUGUGCACAAGAACACUACAGUGGGCAGUUUGAUUGGAGGAUCAGUUGGAGCAGUUGGAGGAAUCGCAGGACUAGGGGGUCUGGCUUUAUCUCCAUUCACAUUAGGAGCUUAUUUGUGUGUUACUGCUGUUGGAGCUGUUACUGCAGUAGCUGGAGGAGUAACACGUGCAGCAUCAAUCAUCACUAACAUGCUCAAGCAAAGAAAACUACGUCAGACUGUUGUGAAGAUCAUCAGUGAUUUCCUGGAGACAAUCAAACCAAUGACUAAGCCUCUGAAUAUAAUUUCUAACAUCACUGCAGAUAUUCAACGGAACAAGCUGAAGUUUCAGACACCAGCAAGAGGUUUUGAUGACUCAUUAAAGAUUGCAAAAGUGCACUGUAAAAAAAAAAAAUCUUAAAAUAAUGGGAAAAAGUCUGGCAGCAAAAAUGCCAACCACUUUCCAUCAAAUGACAGUAAAAAACCUUCACUUAUUUUACAAAAAAAAGUUAUUUGAAAACGAAUAUUUACCGUAAACAUUUUCUGUAUUUUUACAGUCAAACUGCUGUAGAAAGAAAAAAAAAUCUCAUAAAAAAAUCUCUGUUGAAUGUUAAACGAAUGUAUAAAUCUGCAUAAAAACUUAAAAAUAUUGCAGAAAUUCCUUAAAAUUACACAAUUAAAACCAAGACUUCUGUUUUAAUACAGUAUUAUCUAGUAUAUUUUAAAGUAAAGACUUUUCUAUGUAAAACACACAGAAAAUGUUGUAUAAUAACUUUCAGAUACCUUAAUUUAAAGCCCAAUACCAGUAUAUUGAUCAAUUUAAACUUUUAUUUCAUGUCAUUAUUCAAUCUAUAUACAGUAAAUUCCUGUUAAAUAUUGGUUUUAUCCUGUACAAAAAACACAAGCUCUUGUGAUAUUAGGUUUCAGGAACAUAUUUUAACAGUUAUUGCUUUAUAUAAACAUUAUUUGACGGUAAAAACAAGCAACUCUCCAAUAUUUCUACAUAUUUGUAGCUUCAAUACAAGGGUUUACUUUAAAUAAACAAUAUAUUAUAGUGAUUACAGGCUAUCCAAUGAACUAUCCAAUAAAUGUAUAUACAUUUACCAUCAAUGUAUGAGAUAUACUUUAUAUAAACAUUUAUUAAACAUUAAUUAAAAUCAACUUUCCAGUAUAUCAACAUGACAUUUACUCAAUGUAUGGGUUCACUUUAUAUAAACAUUAAUAGACAGUAAUUACAAGCAUUUCUCCAAUAUAUGCAAAAAUACAUGUUUAUUUUAUGUAAACCAUAUUUGAUAGCAAUUACAAGCAACUGUCCAAUAUAUCUACAUACAUUUUCCAUUACAGCAUGGGGUUUACUUUAUUUAACCACUGUUUGACAGUAGACUUGUGCCGGUAUUCGGUAAUGCGAUAUAUCGCAGUGAUUAAUAUGCAUGAUAUUGUUAUCGUGGGCACUUCUAAAUACCGUGAAUAAAUAUACAUUACAAAUUAUGCAGAAUUUGGAAUGCAUUUUAAGAAUAGUAUUCCCAUCAGCUGCUUAAAAACCUCUCAACUUGCAUGUGUCAGUGUUUAUGAAUAGAUUAAUGAAACAGGACAAAUUUAAUCUUGACAAAAUAUAUAUCAAUAUAAAGAUCUAACCCUCAAGCAUCGAUGACAGAUCGCUGUUUUUUCAAUGGAAAGCUUAUAAAGACUGUAUUUGCUACAUUUGUGUA
This is a messenger RNA of Carassius auratus (goldfish), 2091 nucleotides long. RefSeq names its product apolipoprotein L2-like. Lineage: Eukaryota; Metazoa; Chordata; Actinopteri; Cypriniformes; Cyprinidae. Gene Ontology annotation, molecular function: lipid binding. Gene Ontology annotation, biological process: lipid transport; lipoprotein metabolic process. The record is from RefSeq and is a predicted model, not a curated record. Bases 156 to 803 code for a protein of 215 amino acids. Gene Ontology annotation, cellular component: membrane; extracellular region. The transcript is spliced from 4 exons.